Molecule: messenger RNA, 3582 nt
Organism: Ascochyta rabiei
Lineage: Eukaryota; Fungi; Ascomycota; Dothideomycetes; Pleosporales; Didymellaceae
Product: RNA helicase
Exons: 1
Coding region: 1-3582 (1193 amino acids)
Molecular function (GO): RNA helicase activity; nucleic acid binding; ATP binding
Source: RefSeq, a predicted model, not a curated record
AUGGCCACGCGCCACGCUGAUUCAUCAAGGCACGACCGCGCUCGCUACUCUCCGCCCCGCCGCGACCGAUCCCGCUCGCCCGUCCGCCGCGACCGCUCGCGAGAUCGCUACACCGACCGCUACCCGGCCACCGCCAGGCGCGACGACCGCCACACCGACGACCGCCACAUCGACCGGGACCGCGACCGGGACCGGGACCGGGACAGAGGGGGCCGCGACCGCAGAGACGACCGCCGGGACGACCGCCGGGACGAGCGCAGAGACGAGCGCAGAGACCGCCGCCGCUCGCGCUCGCCCCCGCCCCGCCGCGACAGGGACCGUUCACGCGACCGCCGCCAUGCCCGCGACGACCGCUACCGCCGCGACGACAGGAGCCGCGACCGCCACGACACCCGCCGCCGCUCCACCUCCCGCCGCUCCACCUCCCGCCGCCCACCCUCCUCCGCCACCACCCCCGCGCCCGACAGCAGACGCCCCGACCGCCUGACCUCCCUCUCGCGCGACGACAGGACCCACCCCGACAAGCACCAGGAAGACAAGCAGGCCGCACGUGCCGCCAAGCUCGCCGAGUGGAAGAAGCGCAACGCAGAGCGCCUGGCCAAGGACAAGGGCCCCGACUCCCCGAAUGCCGUCGCCUCGCCCACCCCCACCCCCACCGCCCCCUCGACCCCCACCGCCGCUGCUGCUGCCACGCCGCUGCCGAGUGGGUCCGCCGACGAGCCCGCAAAGCCAAAAGCACCCCUCAAGACCGCUACCGAGAAGCUCAAGCAGAAGCAGCCCGAGAAGUCGACCUUCAGGCUCGACGAGUCGGCCGCCGCUCGACCGCUCGCUGCCAAGCCCGCCGGCAAGCCAGUGACGACCAAGCCUGCCUUUGCACACGCCGCCAAGACCAACGCCAAGACCAACACCAACACCAACACCAACACCAACAUCGGCGCCUUUGGCCUCAAGCCCAAGCCCGCCCUCGACGAGGCAGCCACGACGAAAAAGGCCUUCCUCGAAGACGACACCGACACGGGCAAGCGCAAGUUCCAAGCCCUGCCAGCCUUUGCCCCCAUCGACCAUGCGGACGCCCUGCCCGACCCCGACGCCGACGACGACGACGAAACCGCCAUGGACGACAUGGGCAGCGACGACGAAGAGAACAACGCCCAGCUCCAGGCCCGGCUCGAGAAGCGCCGCGCUGACAUGGCCGCCAACCAAGACACCAGCAUGCAAGAAGCCCCCGCCGCAGAGGCCCCCGCCGCCGACGACGCCGCAGAAAGCAUGGACGUCGACGGGGCCGCUGCCGCUGCCGCUGCCGCAACCGCUGCCGCCGAGCAAGACGACGUCGACCCGCUCGACGCCUUCAUGGCCGACCUCACCGAGCCUGCCCCCAGUCGAGCACCGCCGCAGGGCACCGCCAUGUUCAACGACGACCACGAGCCCGAGCAGACGUCGGUCGAGGCCGAAGACCUCCUCGCCAUGAGCGCGGCCAAGAAGAAGAAGAAGGAAGUGCCCGUCAUCGACCACGCCAAAGUCGACUACGAGCCCUUCCGCAAGAACUUCUACACGGAGCCCUCCGAGGUCUCCGCCAUGACGGCCGAAGAAGUCGCCGAUCUGCGCCACGACAUGGACGGCAUCAAGGUCAAGCCCGACGACGUGCCCCGUCCCGUCACAAAGUGGGCCCAGAUGGGCCUGCUGCAGGCCACCAUGGACGUCUUCCAGCGCGUGCACUACGACCGACCCACUUCCAUCCAAGCCCAAGCCAUACCCAUUGCUGAAUCAGGCCGCGACCUCAUCGGCGUAGCCAAGACUGGCUCGGGCAAAACACUCGGCUUCGGCAUCCCCAUGAUUCGACACAUCCUAGACCAGCGUCCACUGAAGCCCUCCGACGGCCCCAUUGGCCUCAUCCUCGCGCCCACGCGCGAGCUGUCCCUGCAGAUUGUCAACGAGCUGAAGCCGUUCCUCAACGCCUCCGGCAUCACCAUCAAGUGCGCCUACGGUGGACAGCCCAUCUCCGAUCAGAUCGCCAUGAUCAAGCGAGGCGGCAUCCACGUCCUCUGCGCUACCCCGGGACGUCUCAUCGAUCUGCUGCAGAGCAACUCGGGUCGGGUCCUCAGCUUCAGACGCAUCACCUAUGUCAUCCUCGACGAGGCCGAUCGCAUGUUCGACAUGGGCUUUGAGCCACAGGUGAUGAAGAUCCUUGCCAACGUUCGCCCGGACCGCCAGACCAUUCUCUUCUCCGCCACCUUCCCCAAGAACAUGGCCGCCCUGGCUCGCAAAGCACUCCACAAGCCCGCCGAGGUCAUCAUCGGCGGUCGCAGCAAGGUCGCCCCCGAGAUCACGCAGAUCAUCACCCUCGUGCAGCCCUCGUACGAGAAGAAGAUUUCCAAGCUGCUCCUGCACCUCGGCCAGCUGUUCUCCGACGACGAGAACGCGCAGGUCCUCAUCUUCACGGAGAAGCAAGAGACGGCAGAAGACCUCCUCUCCAAGCUGUUCAAGGCGAAGUACUACUCGGUCAACACGAUCCACGGAGCCAAGGACCAGACAGAUCGCAACGAAGCCAUCAACGACUUCAAGCAGGGCGUCCUCUCCAUCCUGAUUGCCACAUCGGUCGCUGCUCGUGGUUUGGAUGUGCCAGGCCUGGCCAUGGUCUUCAACUUCGACUGCCCCACCCACCUCGAAGACUACGUCCACCGCUGCGGACGCACUGGUCGCGCCGGCAACAAGGGCACGGCCAUCACUCUGCUCGAGGACCCAGGGCAAGAGCGCUUCGCCGUCCACAUCAUGAAGGCACUCCGGGAGAGCGACACCCAGGUCCCCGAAGGCGUCCAGAGCAUGGCCGACACCUUCCUCGAGAAAGCAAAGGCGGGCACCGAGAAGUUCUUCGGCGGCUUCGGCGGCAAGGGUCUCGACCGCCUCGACGCCGCCCGCGCGCUCGAGAAGAAGCGCGAGAAGCGCGCCCACAAGGUCGAAGGCGAGGAGGAAUCCGACGAAGAGCCCGAGCUCCCCGCGCUCAAGAAGCCCGAAGUCGCCGGCCCGGGCAUCGUCAAGGCAACCGAAAAGGCCGCCGACAAGGCCGAGGAGGACCAGCCCGUCUGGAUGAAGCUGCUCAACUCCAAGAUCGUGGUCCAGAAGACGGAACGCCCCGAGGCCGCGGCGAGCGGCAAGCCCAUGUCGGCCAAGGAGCGCGCCCUGGCCGCCGCCAACAAGGUCGACGGCCGCCUCAGCAAAAAGGGCAUGAUCCACGCCGGCCAGCCCAUCGACAACAAGGGCCCAGACGCCGGCCUGUACCACAGCACCAUCGAGAUCAACGACUUCCCGCAAAAGGCCCGCUGGGCCGUCACGAACCGCACCAACGUCGCCAAGAUUCUCGAAAACACGGGCGUCUCCAUCACCACAAAGGGCACCUUCUACGGCCCCGGCAAAGAGCCCGGCGAGCUCGAUCUGCCCAAGCUGUACAUACUCGUCGAGGGCGACACGGAGAACGUCGUCACCCAGGCCAUGAUGGAACUCACCAGGUUGCUGCGCGAGGGCACCAUUGCCGCCGAAGACGCGAGCGCCGUCCGCGGACCCACGGGCCGCUACAACGUCGUCUGA